AUGGUUCAGUCCAUCGUUUCCACAUUUUUUGGAGUCUGUUUUCCACACACUGUAGUAUGUGACGAAGAUAACGACGAGGUGUUUAUUCAAUUGUACGAAGCCUCCUCUGCCGUCAAAGUCAUCACUACAAUAGUCUUACUUGAAAAAUGUGUACAAGAGUUUUUUCCAGGAGCUGACAUUGAAGCAUUUUUAUGUAAAAAAGAGCCUUUGAUGAUGGUGGUAAAUGGUGAAAUGGAACAACAAGCGCUUGGCACUUCGUUUUUGGGAACCAUUUUUGAAGAAAAAUUUCAUCUCAAAUGCUUAUCCGCAUUUAUUUUGCCUUGUGUUCCUUUAAUUCCUGAACACAUGAAAAGAAUGGUGCAUCCUGACGUAUCUCCAAAUCAUUUUGAAGAAGGCAUAAAAAAUGGUGACACAGAAAUUCCUGAAGAUGCUAACAUGCAACAUAACCAAAACUUUCUUCAUUCUGAUAACGACGAAAUCGAAAGUAAAUCUGAUAUGGUUUCACACACAGAAAAUGAAGAUGAAGAUAGACUAGAUAGCACCCAAGACAGCAUAGAAACUGAAAAUGUUGAGAGUAGUGACGAAGAGAGAGAUCAG
Messenger RNA from Mucor mucedo, 597 nucleotides. RefSeq lists its product as uncharacterized. NCBI's taxonomy places the organism in Eukaryota, Fungi, Mucoromycota, Mucoromycetes, Mucorales, Mucoraceae. The transcript is spliced from 3 exons. The annotation marks the transcript as partial. The record is from RefSeq and is a predicted model, not a curated record.